AUGCACCAAAGACACCAUACAAGAAAUUCAGGAAUGCUAAGUGGUAUCCUGUUCUCAAUCCCUAUUGCUGGAAGCGAAGCCGAAUAUCACGCUCUGUCUUACACAUGGGGCAAGGACGAAAAGAAAGAAGCGAUCAGUACGAAUCUCGGCUUGGUCUAUGUCACUGCAAACUUAGACUCAGCCAUCCGCCGGCUUCUAUGCGACUACGGGCCUGGUAUUUGUGUUUGGGCAGAUGCAUUAUGUAUCAAUCAAGAUGAUGCAAGAGAGAAGAGCAGACAGAUUCGUUUAAUGCCAUCGAUCUAUAGCAAUGCUAACUUGGUGGUGGCCUAUCUUGGACGGGAAGACGAAGACAGUGAAGCUGCUAUUGAGCUAGUCAAGAAAAUAAAUGAAAUCAGCUUGGAGAAGACCAAACCAAAGCCCAAUGGAUUUGAUGACUUGGAAAGUUGUGGGCUACCGCGUAAAGACGACCAGACCUGGACGGCUUUUCAACGAUUCGUGUCCCGAGCUUGGUUUCGCAGAGUCUGGAUUAUACAAGAAUUUGUCCUCGCCAGAAAUAUCAUUCUUCUUUGGGGACUUGGAAGGCAUUUGAGAUUUGAGGCUCUCAUUGUGACAGUUCUACAAAUUGCAAAGCUCGGUUUCGUGCCUUUCGUGUUCGCCUACCAUAAUUCCAACAAACCGCCUCCUCUGAAUUAG
Molecule: messenger RNA, 693 nt
Organism: Exophiala aquamarina CBS 119918
Lineage: Eukaryota; Fungi; Ascomycota; Eurotiomycetes; Chaetothyriales; Herpotrichiellaceae
Exons: 1
Coding region: 1-693 (230 amino acids)
Source: RefSeq, a predicted model, not a curated record